Molecule: messenger RNA, 3467 nt
Organism: Phycodurus eques (leafy seadragon)
Lineage: Eukaryota; Metazoa; Chordata; Actinopteri; Syngnathiformes; Syngnathidae
Gene: map3k7
Product: mitogen-activated protein kinase kinase kinase 7
Exons: 18
Coding region: 190-1989 (599 amino acids)
Biological process (GO): JNK cascade; protein phosphorylation; positive regulation of canonical NF-kappaB signal transduction
Molecular function (GO): ATP binding; MAP kinase kinase kinase activity; magnesium ion binding
Source: RefSeq, a predicted model, not a curated record
CUUCCUGGAGAAGCCUUUCCUGCGAAGAAUAAAAAUACACGUUUAGCAGUCCUGCUCGACCAGUUAUGGCUAGGUCUCGAUGGGCCAAGGAAACAUCAUUUUAUUUAAAGGACUUUAUUGUUGAAGUUUUUGUUCAUGAAUAAUAGACACCUCCACGUCCAGUGCUGCAGGUGGCUGACGUGAGCUGGUAUGUCGCUGUCGUUACCUUCCGCCGACAUGCUUGAGACACCUCCGGGAUAUCCAUUUGAGGAAAUUAACUACGAGGAUAUCGAAGUAGAGGAGGUCGUGGGGAGAGGAGCUUUUGGAGUGGUUUGCAAAGCCAAGUGGAAAGGAAAAGAUGUUGCGAUCAAGACCAUUGAAAGUGAAUCGGAGAGAAAAGCCUUUAUUGUUGAGCUACGGCAGCUUUCUCGUGUAAAUCACCCUAAUAUUGUGAAGUUGUAUGGCUCUUGCAGUAAUCCAGUCUGUCUUGUAAUGGAAUAUGCUGAAGGAGGGUCACUGUACAAUGUGCUGCAUGGUGCUGAACCACUCCCCUGUUACUCUGCUUCCCAUGCUAUGAGCUGGUGUUUACAGUGUUCCCAGGGUGUGGCCUACCUCCAUGGCAUGAAACCAAAGGCUCUGAUCCACAGGGACCUCAAGCCACCUAAUUUGCUGCUUGUGGCUGGUGGCACUGUACUGAAGAUAUGUGACUUUGGAACAGCAUGUGACAUUCAGACUCAUAUGACAAACAACAAAGGAAGUGCAGCAUGGAUGGCCCCAGAGGUGUUUGAAGGUAGCAAUUACAGCGAGAAGUGUGAUGUGUUCAGCUGGGGGAUAAUUCUCUGGGAGGUGGUCACACGUAGGAAGCCCUUCGAUGAAAUUGGAGGACCAGCUUUCCGUAUUAUGUGGGCUGUGCACAAUGGCACAAGACCACCUUUGAUAAAAAAUUUACCCAAGCCUAUUGAGAAUUUGAUGACCCGCUGCUGGUCCAAAGAUCCCUCUCAGCGGCCUUCCAUGGAGGAGAUUGUGAAAAUCAUGACUCAUCUCAUGCGGUACUUUCCAGGAUCUGAAGAGCCUCUGCAAACUUCAUAUCAAUAUUCAGAUGAUGGACAGAGCAACUCUGCAACUAGCACGGGUUCGUAUGUGGACAGCACUGGCAACAAAAGUGAUGCAAACAUUGAGCACAGUGAUUCUCAAGGUAGCAACGACACUAUUAAGAUCACACCCCAGUUUGCGCCUCACUUCAAGCCGAAGGGAGACCCUUUGAGGACGCUGCCUCUUUCCAGAGGAGGUAGUUUUGAGAGUCUGCCAGCUCGAACACAGGGCUUGACAUCCACUGAUAAUAAACGAAUGAGUGCUGACCUUUCAGAGCUCGAGCCCAAGAUGGGAUUUGUACCACCAGCACGCCCGCAGUAUAAACGAGGCCAUCGUAAAACGGCAUCAUUUGGCACCAUUCUGGAUGUUCCCAAGAUCGUCGUCACAGCCACGUGUGAGCCUCAGAGGCGCCGCUCUGUGCAGGAUUUGCCAGGCAUUGGCACAGAGUCCACCCAGGGAAGUAGGAGCAGUAGCCGAGCUUCUAGUCCCAGUUUGAGGAUGAUGCCCACGCCUGAAAAGGCAAACAGCAGAGGUUACUUUUCUCCGGAUGACCCCGCAGACACCAAUGGCUCAGACAAUUCAAUUCCCAUGGCAUACCUCACCUUGGAUCACCAGCUGCAGCCCCUUGCCCCAUUCCCCAAUUCGAAAGAGUCCAUGGCAGUUUUUGAGCAACACUGCAAAAUGGCGCAAGAAUAUCUGAAAGUGCAAACCGAGAUUGCCCUGCUAAUCCAGAGAAAAAAGGAACUCAUUGCUGAACUGGACCAAGAUGAGAAAGACCAGCAGAACACGUCCCGUCUGGUGCAGGAGCACAAAAAACUGCAGGAAGAGAGAGAGAGUCUGUCCACAUACUACCAGAAGUGCAAAAAACAGCUGGAGCUGAACCGGGUCCAGCAACAGAAGCGACAGGGGACCUUGUGAUGAGAUUCCCCAUCACAAAUUUCGAUAUGUACUCCUGGCAUCCAACAGAAACACAACACUGACACCCCAGUCCAGUCCAAAGCCGGUAUGCCCUGCAUGCCACACUGUAGUUCUCUGCCUUUGUCCAGCAGGAAAGUAGGUAUCAUCUGUGUGUGUGUGUGUGUGUGUGUGUGUGUGUAUGUAUAUGUAUAUGUGUGUGUGCAUGUAUAUGUAUAUAUAUAUAUACACACACACACACACACACACACACACAUACUUGCACAUGCUCACAGUUUAAUCUGUGACUGCAGACCAAACCAUCACUGCGUCCCAGAUCCUUCUGGGCUUCAGUAUGGCGCUUUGCUCCUCUUGCAGCAAAGUGUGACGGCAGGCCGGUGAGGGUGGUUUGUGUAUUUGACAUGUUGCUCUCAGGGCCUUUUUGGCAGACCAGUUUUUUUUUUUUUUUUUUUUUUCAUUCCUCAGCAUUCUCUGGUACCCUUUUAGCAGCCCAUGGUGAAAUCAUCCUCAAAGAAUGUGGGGGGGGGGGAGCAAGGCUGCUUUUCGGCAACAUGAAUGCGUGCAGAAUUCGUGAAAUGUGGAGGACGAUCGCAACCUGUUCUACGACGUUUGUGCGGAAACCCUGUUAAGCAAAGGUUGUACGCCCGUAUAUCGACGGAUUUAUAUUCAGCCUCUCCUUUUUCCUCUCAGCAUUGUCCCUGGCAGACUGUGUUGAAUUCCUCAUUCAGUAUUUGGUUUAAAGAUGGAUGUUUCUUAGACAUACUUUUUGUUCCUGAUAGAAAAGAACAACUCUUCAAUGUGUGCACCUGGAUGCAAAAAUAAGACAAGCUGUUUGUAUUUGACCCAAGAGUUGCUUUGAUUACAAAUGUUAUUUUUUUUUGUGUCUUUUCUAUUUUGUAGUUCUGUUUGGUUUAUGACAUUUUGUGGUGUGGGAAUACUCAUUAGGAGGCUAAUAGAAGCCUAUGCGUUUUUCAGUUCACGUGUUGCCUUGGAAGCUGCCUGCAUUUUAAGUGCUUGACUUGUUUUGCGUGACUAUUAGAGGACGCAAGAUGAAAAGGCAUCCGUGUCAUGGACAUUCGACGAAGCAGGUUUAUUGUGUUGCAAGUCCGAGUGACAUGCUUUCCUCUUGCUGUGCACCCAUAAAAGACGACGGGGAACUGUACUGAAAAGGAGUAUCGCAGAUUUUAUUUUUAUUUUUUUUUUAUUCUUUAAAAUCCAUAAAUUCAUAUCCCUGAAGUAUUUUUGCACAAUCACUGUUUUAUCUGUCAAGUACAAAUCAGUCAUUGUAAUUUCAAUAAGUUGGCAAGGCUAAUUAAAAACAAAAACAAAAAAAACACAAAAUGUAGUUUAUGCACAUCUAUGAAUGUUAAACACUUUGUGUCAUGAUUGCUUUGUUGAUCCAUUCAUUUUACACACACACGUCCUCAGCAUCUAGAAUGUGGUUUAGGUGACCGUGAGACGACGUCAUGAAUAAACUCAAU